Messenger RNA from Penicillium pulvis, 690 nucleotides. RefSeq lists its product as uncharacterized. Bases 1 to 690 code for a protein of 229 amino acids. The record is from RefSeq and is a predicted model, not a curated record. The transcript has 2 exons. NCBI's taxonomy places the organism in Eukaryota, Fungi, Ascomycota, Eurotiomycetes, Eurotiales, Aspergillaceae.
AUGUCUGCCCCAACAUACAUUCCAAAAGAAGCACUAGUGCUUGAUUUCAAGGACUUCAUCUGUCGUUGCCCGACACGAACUGAUGGUUUCAAGUCAGCCAUUGAUUCAGCCAUUGAAAAUUGCCCUGAUGAAAUGGGCCAAAAUAAGGUCGAGCACCUCGACACCUACCUCAGUUUCUGUGACGGCCUUCUCAGAUGGGUCCCAAGUGUCGAUAGUCUCGGCGAUGAGCUGCUCCGUAAGUAUUUAGUCUUCCACUGGGUUUUCGACCAGCCCACCGUUCUCCACUUCCAAACACCCAUUUCACCAGAGAACUCGAACAGUGACCUUUCCUGGCUCUCGUACUGGCUUGUUUGCUUUGCGCGCCAGCAGGGGAAAAUUCCUCGACACGCCCGAGUCGGCCGCAGCGGUCUAGACGUUCUACUUGAACCCAAACUGGUCGAGAUGAUGAAAGUCAUCGUCAUGCCUGCCGACCCUGGCUAUGAUGGAAAUUGGUAUAUCAAUGAACGUCGAGUCAACCUCAACCUUAGAGUCAAAAUAGUUCACCACAAGCGGCCUAUCAAGGAUUUGCUCCGGAUUUCGGAGUCGGACAAGACUUGGGAUGAGGGUCACUUCACACACUCGUUCCUUGGGCCUUCCGAUUACCCCAAGACGAAGGUAUUGGUCCGCGAGCAGAUUGCUUCUUCUGAAUGA